Mycena citricolor is the source of this 747-nucleotide messenger RNA. The record is from the annotation of a GenBank genome assembly. NCBI's taxonomy places the organism in Eukaryota, Fungi, Basidiomycota, Agaricomycetes, Agaricales, Mycenaceae.
CGACUAUCCGUCACCUCCAUCAGUUGUGAUUGUUGCUUUGUCUUGUUCCUUUGAAUCAGAGCCGGGCAGAAGACCCUUUCGCUUCAGUUACCGAGUAGCCUGGAGCUCAGAAAUAGUCUGGAACACGAAAAGCAGAAUCGCACAGGUCCUGUGUCAAGCAAAUCCCGCAUAAAACACAAUUCAUUGAGGUGCUCGUCAGGCGGAGGCGUUGAGACAUCAGUUUCAUGGGCGGAAAGUGGAGCUCCUCCUUUGACUGGGCCAGAGUUGUCCGGGACCUGUUUCUCACGUGCUCAUCCAAAAAAAAAGUAUACAGACCAGCCCAUGGAGUAUUCUGCGAAGAGCUUGUUCCAAGUUCCAACGGCCCGCAGAGUGAGGCGUAUGACACUCGUGCAGUUGGGAUAUUAGAACGCGGCGCACCGAAGGCAGAGCGUGUUUUCGGAGGGCAAAUCGGCAUGUUGAUUUAGUGGGAUGAAAAUCGUUCGGUUUUAUCCUUGCAAUGAUCCGAAUCCUCGCAGACGAGUCCGCCCCGGCGAUAGCCUUUCUGCCAGCUGGAGACCUUGAAUCGUCGCAUCAUAGAAGAUAUGUGAGGGAUCCAAUAACCAAUCACCGGUUGCCCAGUAACUAGAGUGAGUACUGGGGCAGCCAUUUGGCAGUAAACAAACAGUUAUCACAGGGAGAUCCAAGCCGCAGAUCAGCAGCGCGUAAUUUUGAUUGACUAAUUGAAUCACGAUCACGAUCAUAAUCAAA